This is a messenger RNA of Brachypodium distachyon (stiff brome), 767 nucleotides long. Its product is annotated as ubiquitin domain-containing protein 1. NCBI's taxonomy places the organism in Eukaryota, Viridiplantae, Streptophyta, Magnoliopsida, Poales, Poaceae. Bases 187 to 528 code for a protein of 113 amino acids. The transcript is spliced from 4 exons. The record is from RefSeq and is a predicted model, not a curated record.
GCUCCGCCACUCACAUGCCGCUGAAGGCCUGAAGCUGAUGCUUCGCGUCACCGGUUCUCCUCUGCUUCAACUUUAACCCACCGCCCUCGCUCUCCUUCCCCACGCCCCCCGCCGCGAGAUCCGGCUCCGCGCCCAGAAGCUUCUGGAGGGGCUCGCCGCAUGUGCGCCUGAUCGGCGACCGCCGCCAUGGGCUGCGCUGGAUCCAAACCCAGAGUUGAUGAGAGCGGAAAGAAGCUAAGAAAGCCAAAGCCUUGGAAACAUACUCAACCAUUAACACCAGCUCAACUCAAACAGAUGCGUGAUGAAUUCUGGGACACAGCUCCACACUAUGGUGGCCAGAAAGAGAUUUGGGAUGCGCUUAGGGCUGCCACAGAAGCUGAUUUACCUCUUGCCCAAACAAUAGUGGACAGUGCUGGGGUCAUCGUCUCGAAUUCUGACCUUACGCUUUGUUACGAUGAGAGAGGUGCGAAGUAUGAACUACCCAAGUAUGUUUUGAGUGAGCCAACAAACCUGAUCCCCGUCGGCUGAAUAAGUACUUGCAAGAUGAACAUAGAAUAGUCUCUAGUACAAACAUAUAUACGAGUGUUCGAGAAAGGGAAAAACAGAAAACAGAUCCAUGUAAAUGAUAUAAGAUCGCUUGUUUGGUCGCCUGAUUCAGGGUCAUAUUCACAUCCACGAACUAGAAGUGCUCUAUGGUUAUAUGCUGUUUGCUAAACUGAACCGAUAUUGUCACCGAUUCUGGUCUACUUGCAUGUUUGCACUUACAA